Stereum hirsutum FP-91666 SS1 is the source of this 1614-nucleotide messenger RNA. RefSeq lists its product as uncharacterized. Lineage: Eukaryota; Fungi; Basidiomycota; Agaricomycetes; Russulales; Stereaceae. The coding region runs from base 24 to 1496 and encodes 490 amino acids. The transcript is spliced from 5 exons. The record is from RefSeq and is a predicted model, not a curated record.
GAACUCUCAUCUCUCCAUACACCAUGAGCUCUCCGUGUGGACACCGUACUUAUGUCCCAGGCGAUUGCGCUUCAUGUGACUGCAAUGCGGCCAUGAUUCGUGCCGAACGUGAUCCUGACACUGCCGUUCGCCAACUCGAAGCGUCCUGUGCCACCAGGCCAAACAAUCCGCUACUCCUCGCAAUCGCGAACAUUUCCGUGUUCGAGCCUCGGAUAUAUCAAGCUGGAGCCCACAAGAUCUUUAUCAAGUAUGCUCUAGGCCAAUACCCCUCGGAAAGAUUCCAUAACGAGCCUCACCCAGUCAAUCCCCUCAUGACGAUCUCAAGGCGUAGAUGGGAGACUCCUGUGCUCGGUCUCUACAAUAUUCUUGCUCACAUCGGCGCUUCCGGGUCUCGCGAUGGGGGUGCUGUCGCACGAGAAAUCCGCGACUCUUAUUCGGCUAUCUCUGCGGUCAUCUCUCGCGACCUGCCUCAACUGCUCCCGCCCGGAUUUGUUGCAAACACACGAAGGGACCUCGUUGCGGGCUUUAUGGGGUCCGUUUUCGCGGAUCCGCGAUAUUCCAGGUCUAUGUACGACGAGACGUCGCUCUCUCUCGCCAUGCACUGCUGGCUAUAUAUGUCUUCAGAGCCUCCCAGUAAUGAUGCCCCUCCCAAGCAAUACAACGACCCCUACCAACUAUUGCGAGUCCUCCUGACGAACGGAGCUAUCCAUGCGGUCAGGCCCAACGACGCUGUAAAGCGGGCCAUGGAGCUGGUGGAAAUCGACACUAUCAUCUCCUGCGUAGGAAGCAGGAUCUCCGACGCCAACACGCUCGCAGAGACUCUGAAGAGCGAUUUGACUUUCGUUUCGCUUUUCCUCGGUGUUGAUGAGGCAACAGCCUUGGCCUUUGCACAUGCCCGCUUCUACGAGACGAUGGCGGAGGGUGUCUGUCGGCAACUCUCCACCGGUGUUACCAGCGAAACGCGACAAAUCAACAAGAUGUCCGGAUCCAUUAUGAACGUUUUCUUUGCUCUUCCAAAUGCAAGAUCAAUGAUCACAGAGUCUCCCAAAGUCCUCGCGAUGGCCUGUCUCGGACUUGUCACCGCUGAACGAGACGACUCUGAUCCUUGGUUUCUAUUCUUCGGGAGGCUCUCUAGCAUGCUUGACUUCGACAAUCAACCAGCUUCACAGCCCUCUCCCUUCACCAAAGCCUGCCGCACCCAAAUGGAGCAUCUCUACAUCCGCACGGCCACCCCUUUGCGCGCCCUUGGACCGACCGGCGCCGCAAGAUUGAAGGUCAUCGACGCGUUGGCCGCCAAGGUACAACUCGCCGGCGACGCGUCCAUCUACGCAAAAUGGAAGCGUAACAAGGAAUGCUCCAGUGCGUAUUGCGACUUGAGGAAUGUGGAACAGAUUGGUGGUAUGAGGAAGUGUCAGAGAUGCGCUUCUGUCGUGUAUCACGGUCCUGCGUGCCAGAAAUCGGACUGGAAGCGACACAAGCUCGAAUGUAAAAAAUGAUUAAUGGGCGACCUUUGGUUCUAGUUCUACGGAGGGUAGUGGCAGAAAUCCAUGUUGUAAAAUAGUAGCUCAUGCCCAUGUAACAAUUUCCGUAAUUGUGAGGGUGUGUAAUUGUGGC